AUGACACGAGAAGACCCUGUACAUAAAUUCCAUAAAAUCGUAUUAGUUGCAUUUGGAGGGCCUUCUUCUUCAGGGAAAACUACUUCUUCAGCUGCUGUCAAAGCUUUAUUCAAACAUUCUAUCCUUGUUCAUUUAGAUGAUUUUUAUUUACCUGAUUCACAAAUCCCUAUCGAUCCAGUUACUAAGCUUGAAAACUGGGAUUGUCCUGAAGCUAUAAAUUUUGAAGGAUUUAUUGAAUAUAUUAAGAAUUUGAAACAGGGAAAGGGAUUAUCUAAGAAACUAGACUCAUUAGAAGCAAAGGUUGAUCUUAAAUUAACAGAAGAGGAGGAACAACAUUUUACAAAAAAGAUUAAAACUAACAUUCCAGAUGCUGAUAAAACUUUGUUUGUGUUGAUAGAUGGUUUCAUGCUUUUCCAUGAUCCAAGAUUAAUGGAAUUAUUUGAUGUCAGCUUAUUCUUCCGUGCUUCAUUUGAAACUCUUAAAGAUAGAAGAGAAUCAAGAAAAGGGUAUAGUACUGUGGAAGGGUUUUGGGUUGAUCCUCCUCAUUAUUUUGAAAAAAUUGUUUGGCCAGCUUUUGUAAGCAGUCAUUCCUAUUUGUUUGAAAAUGAGGAUGUGAGUCUGAACUUGAUACCAUUGAAAAAACAACAAUAUAGAAUUCAUGAUAUUAAGAACGAUAAUGGGAAUACUUUAUAUGACCUUGUGGAUUGGUCAUUGGACUCGGUUAUAGAGGAGAUCAAGUAA
Messenger RNA from Scheffersomyces coipomensis, 741 nucleotides. Its product is annotated as ribosylnicotinamide kinase. The coding region runs from base 1 to 741 and encodes 246 amino acids. The record is from RefSeq and is a predicted model, not a curated record. The transcript has a single exon. Gene Ontology annotation, cellular component: cytoplasm. NCBI's taxonomy places the organism in Eukaryota, Fungi, Ascomycota, Pichiomycetes, Serinales, Debaryomycetaceae.